AUGACGAGUUCGGCCCCGUCCUCCUUGUCCCGCUACCGGCCUGCGAUCCUGGUCCUCACCGGAGCGGCAGCCGCCUACGCUACAUACCUCCUCUACACCAGCGUUCAGACUGCUCCCGCAGAGGGCCUCCACCGGAGUAACGCGAUCCGCAGACCUCAGCGACCGCGUCCUCGCACGUCGACCACCACACGCAUAGUCCAACGCCUGCAGCACGAUGCGCACCCGCUCGGCGAGUUCGAUUUCUUCGGACACUCAAUCAUUCUCGAUGCUCGUAGCCUCAUAUCGCCGGCUGCGCUCCGCGAGAUAGCACAUCGCGCAGAACCAACCGCGACUCCGGAGAUUGUAGAGAGCCGGAUCGGGCAGCUCUAUGACGCUUUCCUAGACCGCCUGCUUGCCCUCACUUUCCCGGACAGGACGCUUUCAACAACAGAGACAAGCGCGGUGACGCGAUGGAUCCGUGACCGGCUACCGGACGAGGUAGCUUUAACGCGAGCGCUGCAAAGGCAUGCCAGCAGAUUCGCGCACGAAGAGACGGAAGCUGCUCUAGCAGCUGACGGAGCCGACAGCAUUGCGCCUACCGACCUCUCAUGGAGGAGCGACGAAGGCACUGAGGGCGAGGGCAUCGAUUCCGAUGGGCAAACGCUGCAGCGCACGCUGUACCAUAUUGCAGAAGACCGUGCAAGGCAAGAAGGCGUCAUCCAUCGUGGUAUAACAUGCAAUGGCUGCGACAACAGACCGAUCCGCGGCAUCAGGUGGCGAUGCGCCAAUUGUCCCGAUUUCGACUUGUGCUCGGAUUGCGAAGCCACCAACUCCCAUAUCAAGACCCACAUCUUCUACAAGAUCCGCAUUCCUGCGCCGUACCUGGGACUGCCAAAGCAAGAACCAGUCUAUCCUGGCCGCCCACAUGCCAUGGACCCUUCCAUCAGCUCCGCACUCAAGAAACGCCUCGUAUCCGAGACGAAGAUGGAAGCAGAAGAGAUUGAGGCACUUUGGGACCAGUUCACGUGUCUCGCUGCGACCGAGUGGGAAGCAGAUCCCAAUAGCAUAGGGUGGGCGAUAGACCGACGUGCUUUCAAUCACGCCUUCAUCCCGCGAUACAGUAGCUUCAUUUCUGCUCCGAAUCUGAUCUACGAUCGUGUAUUCGCCUACUUUGAUACAAAUCAUGACGGCCUGAUCGGUUUUGAGGAGUUUAUCAGAGGGCUCGAUGGAAUACACUCAACCGAUAUGCGCGUCAAGCUCCGAAUCGUCUUCAACGGGUACGAUGUCGAUGGAGACGGGUACAUAAGUCGCAAAGAUGUGUUGAGGAUAUUUAGGGCACAAUAUGCUAUAGAGAAGGAAGCCACCCGGAACUACCUCACUGAAUCCGCAGAAGAGUUAUCUGUUCGGGGCGCGCUUGAGACGAUACACUCUAGUCAGCCCUUAGGCUCGGCAUUCACUCAGAAUAGUAUCCCUCCUGGGAACGGCAUGAAUGAGCGUUUGCGAGGCAAGUCGGAAGAUGACGAACAGGAGCCCAUUAUCGACGACGUCCCAGACACAAUGGAGCGUGAGGAGAUGAUUCGGCGGGCUCACUCGGAAGCCUUCUAUGAAGUGGGCCACAGCAGAACCGCUGAUGAAUCUGUAAGAGAUAGGUGGGCUCGAAGGCAAUUCUAUACAGAUGAGGAAGAGGGCCUGGAGCGGCCGGAAGGCGCCGAAGAUGGGCCUUCUCCCAUGGAGAUGGAGGAUCACUUGCAUGCAGCAGACGUGGACGUACCGCCGACACCAGAACAUGAGCGGCCAAGAGGAUCCCGGUCAUCUUCGAGGGUCCGCUUUCAGGAUGACGUUGAUAUUGAAACUCGUUCUAAUGCUUCUACGUCUUCUCGGCCGAUCGGAGAACGCUGGGGUGGUUAUGAAAUCCCGGAACCGGAGAAGGACCUUGGAAAGGAGGUUCUCUAUCAAUUCACCCAACAAGCGUUCAACGAACUGCUGAACCCACUUUUCCGAGAGAAGGAAGACAACGCCAUGGACGCUUACGCCACUCGUGCUGAGCGACGAACUUUCGCCACCCAAAUUGACGAGACACUAGAAGAGUUUAAACGUGAGAAGGAUAUCAACAGGAGCGUUAUCGUUCUCGGUACCUUUCGGUAUGCUACUUGGCUGGUAGGAUCAUUCUGCUCUGGCGAUGUCAAGCAGGUCUUACGGCAGAUGAGCAGCUCACAACUCAGUAGAGAAGACGUACAAGAAAGAGUUAAGGCGUUGUUCGCCGUUGCGGAGGAAGGCAUCGUCAAAUUUGCAAAGUCCUGCGACGCCAACUGGGACGACAACUGUGGGCCCGAAGAGCUUCAGUUAUGGAACGCAAAGCUAUACAGGAUGCAGGUUCUGCAUGAGCUAACCAGAGCUAUAUGCUCCUUGGGAGGCCAGUUGGGGUGGCUGCCGUCCUCGGGCCCGGCGACACCAGAGACGCACGCUGAAGCCCCGUUGGGCCCGGCGUCUAUUGAAAGCCAUCAACCGACGUUCCACCGAGACCCGACAAUGCCUCAGUUCCGUCCCAACUCACACGCUGAUUUAGAGGCACAGCAGCGUGAAACUACACCAGCUUCUGAUGCUGACUCUAAUCACGCUUCUUCCGACGAAGCCGAAGAUUUCAUCAGCGAUUUUCGAUACUUCGGCCCCAUUUUCGUCGUUGCAGCUCAACAUGUUUGCGAUUCUAAAUCGGAAGAUAGCGACAGACCAGCUCAUGACGCAUCCACGGCAGCCCAGGCGGCAUCUCAACUCGAGAACCAUGUCCAUCCAACUGAACCUGCCCAGCCGCCUCCUUUGCCUGUGUCGCCGCCUUUUCUAUCCGCGAGCCCCGUUACAAACAACCCUACUAUGCACCUCCUCUAUAUCGACACUGAAACUCUUACGCUCCAUAUCGAGGCCCGCGCAGUCGACCAGUACCCGUAUUCCUUCGGGCCCGAAACCGCGCCGGUCAAGGCGCUUGAAUACAUGAUUCGACGCGAGGGCAUGCACAGCAGAUCUCCUCUCCAUUUGCCUUUCUUAGCGAGCUUGGAGACGGUGGAGGUAGAGAUACACGAACGUAAAGGCAGUGGACUGCUGAAUUUUGAGGAGUUUGAGGCAGUGGCUUCGGAGGGUCGGCUAAGGUUCUUGGAGAGCUGGAUGGACUGGGUUCCCUUUUAG
Trematosphaeria pertusa is the source of this 3156-nucleotide messenger RNA. RefSeq lists its product as uncharacterized. Bases 1 to 3156 code for a protein of 1051 amino acids. The record is from RefSeq and is a predicted model, not a curated record. Gene Ontology annotation, cellular component: cytosol; intracellular membrane-bounded organelle; membrane. Gene Ontology annotation, molecular function: calcium ion binding; zinc ion binding. NCBI's taxonomy places the organism in Eukaryota, Fungi, Ascomycota, Dothideomycetes, Pleosporales, Trematosphaeriaceae. The transcript is spliced from 2 exons.